This is a messenger RNA of Melanotaenia boesemani (Boeseman's rainbowfish), 4039 nucleotides long. RefSeq names its product pre-mRNA processing factor 4Bb (gene prpf4bb). The record is from RefSeq and is a predicted model, not a curated record. The coding region runs from base 49 to 3090 and encodes 1013 amino acids. Gene Ontology annotation, molecular function: ATP binding; protein serine/threonine kinase activity. Gene Ontology annotation, biological process: peptidyl-threonine phosphorylation; peptidyl-serine phosphorylation; mRNA cis splicing, via spliceosome. The transcript has 16 exons. Lineage: Eukaryota; Metazoa; Chordata; Actinopteri; Atheriniformes; Melanotaeniidae.
ACUUCUAAACCAUCGAAGAAGAAGAAGGUGGCACCUCGGCUCAGGAAAAUGGCUGACGUUGAGAUGGACAUCACGUCCAGAAGAAUGAAUAAUGGCAACGAACACGUAAAGCAAGAUCUGGAAAGCCAUGAAAAAAGUGGAAAUGAGGACAGUGGAGACUUAUCUGAGGAGGAAGAGGAGGAGGCUGAAACUAACGGUGAGAAGAUAGAAGAAGGAUCCAAACAUCACAGUAGCAGUGGAAAACACAAGAGGAAAAAACACAAGCAUCGCAGUAAGCACAAAAAGCACAAACAUGCAUCAGAUGAAGACAAGGACCGCAAACGCAAGCAUCGUCACAAACACAGAAAACACAAACGUAAAGAAACAGGCUCCUCUCCCUCUGGAGGUAUACCUUUUGGCUCCUCCGGCCAGAGGAAGGUGGAAUCUUCACCCUCCUCUGGAAAUCCAAGUCUGGAUGACAGAGCCUUGUUGGAGGAUUUGGAGAAGCAGAGGGCCAUGAUUAAAGCUGAGCUGGACAGCCAGUUGAUGGAAGGGAAGGUGCAAUCUGGCAUGGGUCUGAUCCUUCAGGGAUAUAACUCUGGAUCUGAAGAGGAUGGAGAUGCAAGAUUCAGAAAUGGAGAACAACGUCCAAGGGGCAGCUCAGGUAAACCCAUAUCUCCCAGAGGGGGUAAAAGUGGGAAAUCUAGACGAGACUCAACAGAGGGCAUUAAAUCCAGCUCCAAGCGUCGCAGUCGAAGUAAGUCUGCAGAUAAACCUGUCAAGGAGUCUAAGCAAGACAAGGGGACCAAAAGCACCAAGGAUGCAGGUGUUAGAGACAGAGGCCGUGGCAGGAGCAGGUCAAAAGACAGAAAGCGCUCACACAGCACUGAUCAGGCCAAGGAGAGAAGGAAGUCAAACUCUCCUUCCAACUUUAGAAGUGAGCAGAAAGUCAGUCGUCCUGAUAAACGUUCCUCUCCUCAGCGAGAUGAAAGACCAAACCAGGAAAGAGCGAGCCGACGGUCACCCACACGAGACCGGCCAAGUCGCUCAGAUGCUGACCGGGACAAGCGGCCUGCUAAGUCUCCAUCGAAGGACACAUCAUUAGGAAAAGAGAACCGCUCCCCUCACAGACGAGGGCCUCACAGUCCCACGAGAAAACGCAGUGCUUCCCCUCGCCAUAGGGAGGCCCACCACCAGUCCGCUGGUGCCUCAGACAGGACAUCAAAACAGAGUCACUCUCCAUCUAAAACAAGGCCCUCACCUAGGAGAGCCCGCAGCCGCUCACCAGACCCCAGGAGGAGAGAUGUUGACAGGCAGGACUCACCACUGAGGAAGCGCUCUCGGGCAGAUGCUGGACCAGGCAGAGACAGAUCACGAGAUAAGAGUCCCAGGUCAUCCUCUCGCCGCAGAAUAAGUCGCUCACCUCUGAGGAGGAGGUCCCCGUCACCACGGCGGCGCUCUCGGUCCUCACCACGCAGACGAAGCAGGUCUCCACUGAGACACAGGUCUGGGGAGCGAGACAGGUAUGGGAGACUCCGGCAAUAUCGGCGCUCAACUUCUCGUGAUCGUGAGAGGAGAAGGCGGCGCAGCAGAGAUGAAGACAAGUUUAAAGGUAGCCUUUCAGAGGGGAUGAAGCUGGACCAGGAAUCCUCAGAGGAAGAAGUCUUGGAGGACUUUGAAGGUGAAGAGAUAGAUGAAGAAGCUCUCAUUGAACAGCGGCGUCAGCAGCGUUUGGCCAUUGUCCAGAAAUACAAGAUUUUGAAUGAGGACACCAACAUGGUAUCAGAGCCCAGCAGCCCUCAGAGCAGCACACGGAGCCGCUCUCCUUCUCCUGACGACAUCUUGGAGCGAGUAGCUGCUGACGUCAAGGAGUACGAACGCGAGAACCUCAAUACCUUCGAGGCCAACAUCAAAGCCAAGCAUAACCUCAUCGCCCAGGAGAAAGACGGAGGCAACCCAAAGAAGCCUUCAGCUCCUGACAUGUUUACAGAGUCUGACGACAUGUUUGCUGCUGAUUUUGAUAAUGCCAGGAUGAGAGCAGCAGGUUUGGGAAAGGACUUCAAGGAGAACCCCAACCUCAGGGACAACUGGACCGAUGCUGAGGGUUACUACCGGGUGAACAUUGGAGAAAUAUUGGACAAGCGCUAUGAUGUGUAUGGCUACACUGGCCAGGGUGUGUUCAGCAACGUGGUCAGAGCCAGGGACACUGCCAGGGCCGGCCAGGAGGUGGCAGUCAAGAUCAUCCGAAACAAUGAGCUCAUGCAGAAGACGGGUUUGAAAGAAUUGGAAUUCCUCAAAAAGUUAAACGAUGCUGAUCCUGAUGACAAGUUCCACUGCCUUCGUCUUUUCCGGCACUUCUACCACAAGCAGCAUCUUUGUCUGGUAUUUGAGCCUCUGAGUAUGAAUUUGCGAGAGGUGCUGAAGAAAUACGGCAAAGAUGUUGGGCUCCACAUCAAAGCUGUGCGAUCGUACAGCCAACAGCUCUUUUUGGCCCUCAAGCUGCUCAAACGAUGCAACAUCCUCCAUGCUGACAUCAAGCCAGACAACAUCCUGGUAAAUGAGUCAAAAACCAUUUUGAAGCUUUGUGACUUUGGUUCUGCAUCACAUGUUGCUGACAACGACAUCACACCAUAUCUGGUCAGCAGAUUUUACAGGGCUCCAGAAAUUAUUAUAGGAAAACCUUAUGACUACGGCAUCGACAUGUGGUCUGUCGGCUGCACUUUGUACGAGCUGUACACCGGCAAAAUCCUGUUUCCUGGAUCUUCCAACAAUCACAUGAUCAAGCUGGCGAUGGACCUCAAAGGCAAGAUGCCCAACAAGAUGAUCCGUAAAGGCUUGUUCAAAGACCAGCACUUCGAUCAGAACUUGAACUUCCUGUACAUUGAAGUAGACAAAGUGACAGAAAGGGAGAAGGUGACUGUAAUGAGCACCAUCAACCCCACCAAAGACCUGCUGGCAGACAUGAUAGGUGGCCAGAGACUGCCUGAGGACCAGAGGAAGAAGGUGAUGCAGCUGAAGGACCUGCUAGAAGGCACACUGAUGCUGGACCCAGCCAAACGCAUCAGCAUCAACCAGGCUCUGCAGCAUCCGUUUAUCCAGGAAAAGAUCUGACACGUUAACCCCACACACUCCCAGAGCAAGCAGACAGAACCGACCACUAAAACCACCUCUGACAGGAACUCUGCAGUGCGGCAGUCAACCCACAGACUUAGUUUCAGAAUGUCAAGUUACGUUCUUUUUCAACAUCAUUUUGCUAAUGGAUGCAUUGUGUUUUAUUGUAAAUAAUCAUUAAAAUGGUAGCCACUCUCAAAGACAUUUUGGCAUUUUUCAUUGUGAACUUCCCUUCAUACCCCAUGAUGCAUUUAUGGACUUUCUUUUUUUAUUUAACAAGCAUUGGAGUGACAGAUGUUUAAAAGAAAUUAUAAUUCCUGUAAAUACUGUAUGUCUAUUGCAUUAACAAUCUCAAGCAGCAGACAGUUUGAAAUUUUGUCAGUUUGUUUUUCACCACAUUGCUCAUUGUGGGGAGAUGCAUGCUUUCGAAUGUGCACCCUUUUGUCUAUAGGUUUCUGUGGUGCAGGCCUGUGUAAACGCUCUAUGCGCAUCAGUGUCCCACGUUAACACCAACCCCUCUACCUUCUUACGAUGUCCUCAACCAUGGAGGCCUACGAUGAAGGAAUAGAUGCAUGUUAAGCAUUUCUUGAUUCAUUUUUUCCCCCUUUCUUUUCAUUGCGUCAUUGCUUUGUUUUUUGUUUUUAAACUUUCCUCUCCCUCCUCUCUGGCGAAGUCCUGGCUCUUAAGGCUCUCCCAUUCAAGUGCCUCCCGUACGAGCCUGGUGUGUUAAAACACCAAACAAUGCUGGCCUAUAGAAGCCACAUCUGUGACCCUUCCAAUGUUGUAGAUAGUCCAUAGUUACUGUCCUUUCAUGUAUUAAUUAUUUUUCUUUCAAUUAUGUGGUAAAACCAAUCUUGUGAUUUCAAUAAAGAAUAGUUGUGAAAAUCGCUGCUGAAAGAGCACCUUCAGUACAAGAUGGUUUUUUAGUAAUAAAAUGUUUCUUGUUGUA